This is a messenger RNA of Galeopterus variegatus (Sunda flying lemur), 3325 nucleotides long. RefSeq names its product FCH and double SH3 domains 2 (gene FCHSD2). Gene Ontology annotation, biological process: neuromuscular synaptic transmission; regulation of actin filament polymerization. Lineage: Eukaryota; Metazoa; Chordata; Mammalia; Dermoptera; Cynocephalidae. The transcript is spliced from 10 exons. The record is from RefSeq and is a predicted model, not a curated record. Gene Ontology annotation, molecular function: protein binding. Gene Ontology annotation, cellular component: recycling endosome; neuromuscular junction. Bases 1 to 1311 code for a protein of 436 amino acids.
AUGGAUGGGCUUGGCUGCCUCAUCUGCUCCAGUUCUAACACAGCCAAAAUCAAGGUGUCAGCCAUCCUGGCCUCUGCAGGAGAAUCUGCUUCCAAGGUUGUUGUCAGAAUCCAGCUCCUUGUAUCUGUUCUAAAUGAUCUGGAAUGUCAUGGAGCUGCUGUAUCAGAACAAAGCCGAGCAGAGCUAGAACAGAAAAUAGAUGAAGCUAGAGAAAAUAUUCGCAAAGCAGAGAUAAUUAAGUUGAAAGCUGAAGCCCGGCUGGACUUGCUAAAGCAGAUUGGUGUUUCUGUGGACACAUGGCUAAAGAGUGCCAUGAACCAAGUAAUGGAAGAACUGGAAAAUGAGCAAUGGGCCCGCCCUCCUGCAGUGACCAGUAAUGGCACUUUACACUCGCUUAAUGCAGAUAUUGAAAGAGAAGAAGGAGAAGAGUUUGAAGACAACAUGGAUGUUUUUGAUGACAACAGUUCCAGCCCUUCUGGCACUUUAAGAAAUUAUCCACUUACCUGCAAAGUUGUUUAUUCCUACAAGGCUUCUCAACCAGAUGAGUUGACCAUUGAGGAACAUGAGGUGUUAGAAGUGAUUGAAGAUGGAGAUAUGGAAGACUGGGUAAAGGCUCGAAAUAAAGUUGGCCAAGUGGGUUACGUGCCAGAAAAGUACCUACAGUUUCCCACCUCGAACAGCCUACUGAGCAUGCUGCAGUCGUUGGCUGCUUUGGACAGUCGGUCACAUACAUCCAGCAAUUCCACGGAAGCAGAACUCGUUUCAGGCAGCCUCAAUGGAGAUGCCAGUGUCUGUUUUGCAAAAGCACUUUAUGAUUAUGAGGGCCAGACAGAUGAUGAGUUAUCUUUUCCUGAGGGAGCAAUCAUCCGUAUCUUGAACAAAGAAAACCAAGAUGAUGAUGGCUUCUGGGAAGGGGAAUUCAAUGGGCGGAUUGGAGUUUUCCCUUCGGUGCUAGUGGAAGAACUUUCAGCCUCAGAAAAUGGCGACACUCCAUGGCUGAGAGAGAUUCAGCAGAUCUCUCCUUCCCCCAAGCCACACGCCUCCCUGCCUCCACUGCCAUUGUAUGACCAGCCUCCCAGCAGCCCUUAUCCCAGCCCAGAUAAGAGGAGCUCCCAGUACUUUUCCCGGUCUCCUUCAGCAAAUGAAAACUGCCUCCAUGCCGAAUCACCAGGAUUCUCACAGGCAUCAAGGCUCACGCCUGAGACCUCAUAUGGCAAGCUGCGACCUGUCCGGGCAGCUCCCCCUCCACCUACACAGAACCACCGAAGGCCAGCAGAGAAGAUCGAGGAUGUGGAAAUCACGCUGGUGUGACGAUGGCUUUGGCCAUACAUUACUGUUACAAUCAAGGCCAGGCUUGGAGUUUGGCUAGUCUUGUUUUUUAGGCACCUUUGCAUGAUGAUGACUCUUGAACAGAGCAAAAACAAAGAGGAUUAUAUGUGACUGGUUGGCCUGGUGAGCUUCUCCCAUGUUUUGAAUAUUUUGUGCCUUUUUUUGUUGUCAUUUUCUAUGUCAUCUCUCCUACCAUAGCACAAAUCCUAGUGGACCCUAGAAACAGAGAUGGGACAGCCCUCAUGCCUAACAGUGGUCCAUUUUUAUAUGAAACUCAAGACCAGGCCUCAUUCCAGGGCACAGUCACAGAAUUACUGAUCAUGUGCACUCGUACAGUAUAUUACUGUGGCCACAAGGACGUGGCAGAGAUUCUCAUCUUUAUUCAAGUGGCUUUUGCUCAUUUGAUUGUUAAUCAGAUCAUGUUGGCUACAUAAGGAAACAAAGGAGGGAUUUCAGGAGAGGCUGGCUCCUCCCCAAGAUUAGUCCCCAGACUGAGAACGUGAAACCUUACUGGGAAAAAAGUGGCCUGCCCUGAGUUUAGCGCCAAUUGCAUUAACACACAUCUCUCUCACAACUAACAGAUUUUAAAUAACAGUGUCCUUUGUAUUAAUAUUUAUACCAUUCAUUUAGUAUUAGUGGAGCUAAUAUGGAGGGGCUGAACUAGUAGCCACAUCUUGUCCAUCACAUAGACUAAUAGAAAGGAGGCUAUGGCUAAAACAGAAAUGGAACUUCCAGAUCUGAAAUGAGCCAAUUUAAUAUUCUUUUUGUAUUUGGAUAUUUUUCAUCUUAAUUUUUACAAAAUAUGCUCUUCUGACCAGUGUCUUUAGAAUCUGUGUCUAGUAAAUGGAGAACAUGUUAUCUGCAUUGUUGAGCUUCUCUACUGGGGAGGGCCCUAGCAUUAUUUUAUUCCCCAGCCAGUACAUUGGCCAAGAUAGCCAGGUUGUGGCUUAUGUAAACCAGCUGCCACCUGUGGAAAGUGGAGCUUCCUGGUCCCACUGCCCUGGCCUCUCCUUGGGAUGAAGAACCCGUGGGCUCAUGGAGGAAACCGCUUCCUAUGAGAAAGGACUAAAAGAUUGCAUACCCUGCACAAGAGCAGACUGAUGCGGAAAAGGCAAAUGUCUUCUGCGUGUCACAGGGGGAACCAGGAGUGGUGUUCUCCACAGCUAGCAAGCCCACAGCAGCAGAUGCCCUGCAGUAGGAUAGGCCUCUGGUUCCCCACUCCUGUGGAAGGUAGGGAGUGUUACCUAAUGACUAAGGGAUGUUUGCCAGUGGCCUUUUUACUUUUGUUAAGAAAUCAAAUUGGCAGAAUUUAAUCCAAAAGUUGUAUUAUGCUUUGAAAAUUCCGUCCCUCCUAAGAACCUUUAAAAAUUUGAAAUACUCGCCAAAUGUCCCCAUGGGAUUUUUUACCAAAAGUCAGGUCAUAGCUGAAGAAAUGUUCAGUUAGUCAUUUGAUCACUUCAGUGACAAUAUCUAUUGAUGAAUCUUCUCCAUGAUUUUGGAUUGGUUUUGUUUUUUGCAUUUCUUAACCUGUUGAUCUAUUUGAGGUCUUUUUGUUUAUCAAACUUAUUCUUAAGUUUAAAAACGAAAUUAAAAGGGUGGGUUUUUUAAAGAUUUUAAGGUUUGCUGACAUGCUGAAAAUCUUCAAAGUGCUUAUAAAUAGAGCAGUUCUUGCCACCCAUUCUUGUUUUCUGUCUUUAGCUAGCCAAAUUGUCCUUGAAUUUGGGUUUUCCACCUCAGAGGGUUAUUUGAAAUCUUUUGUUAUAUUUUAAAAUAUUUUUUCGAAGAGCUGCUAAUUUUAUUUUAAAAAACAAAAGUUGUAAAAAUAUGCCUCCUUUAAAAAAAAUAACUCUUCCCUCCAGAAUAUGUAACCCAGCAUCACAAUGCACAGGGUAGGGCUCGGAGGGGGCCUCUGUGCAGAUGUGCUUUCUUUACAGUGGCUGUAAAAAGUUUGUAUUUAUUAUGUAUAAAAUGUUGAAUAAUAAAAAAAUGGAAUUAA